Ilyonectria robusta is the source of this 1869-nucleotide messenger RNA. Its product is annotated as dimethylaniline monooxygenase (N-oxide forming). Gene Ontology annotation, molecular function: monooxygenase activity; flavin adenine dinucleotide binding. The transcript is spliced from 11 exons. NCBI's taxonomy places the organism in Eukaryota, Fungi, Ascomycota, Sordariomycetes, Hypocreales, Nectriaceae. The record is from RefSeq and is a predicted model, not a curated record. The coding region runs from base 1 to 1869 and encodes 622 amino acids.
AUGGUUUGUAGACUACAUAGACUGACUAGAGAGAACUUCGCUACUCUUCUUUUCGGCUCCAAUCCUGCAGCUAUCAACCCUGCGAAACCGGGCCUCGGCUCUCUGGAGCUUCUUUCUGGAAGUCUCCCAAAGACUAAAGUACCCGAUGACACUAAUUUGAAAGCGGUGGCGAAUAGUGUGCUUAAAACCUUCCCCGGGCUUGAAGAGCAUCCUUUCACGGACGAUGCUCUCUGGCGCGAUACGUACGCCUUAACGGGAACCAUCCGGACAUUGUACUUUGGUGCCUCCGUCGCAGCGGAAUGGAAUACUCUCAGCGAGAGCCAUGAAGUGUCGUCCGCCACUUUGGUCCCAAGUUCUACAAAUGCCAUCAGUGUGGAUGCCGACAGCUCGUGGAUUGAUUGCAGAAUCACCUUCAGCUCAUCCCAUCCAGCAGCUGAAUGCUACGGUAUAUUUUCGCUCGUCCUGUCCAAGGAUUGUUCGUGGAGAAUAUGGUUCAUGAGGACUAUUCUUGAACAAUUAAACAUUCCUGGCGGUUCAGAUCUACUCAAGCCUUCUAAUAGUCUUAUCAAAGGGCACACGAACGGCAAGAAUUAUUCGUCGAGCAACACUUCCAACGGUCAUUUCAAGCGAAAUCGUCUUCCAAAGACACUGCAACAGCAUAUACUCAACCUCAUUUCCAGGCGGUGGGCAAUGUGGCUUAAGCACUGGAGGCGUUUGCAAGCCCUUGGCGUCUCGUAUGUUCGAUCAAGAUACGAGUCGGCUCGUCUGCACACCGUCCGAGAGACCAAUUUACCCUUGAAUAGAACAUUUGGGCCGGAAUAUAGUGACUACUUGGGUAAAGAUGAACUGGCCAAGGGCCAUAAGCAGUGGGCAGAGAAAUAUGACAUUAAUAUUUGGCUUUCAAAAACGGUGGAAUCUGGCUGUUGGGAUGAAGUCGUUGGAGUCUACACUCUGAACACUUGCAAAGACCGAAGAUCGCUCCAGAUUACUACCAAGCAUGUCGUGAUGGCGACGGGCGCAGGUUCUCAGAGUCCCCUAAUGCCCAAUGGACGGUUCAAAGGCGAUUUGCUACACUCUGCCGACUACUCAUUGGCGCAAGUCUGGGCUGGCAAGUCCGGUAUUGUAAUUGGAACCGCCAACACAGCGCACGAUGCUGCAGGUGAUAUGUAUGAAGCAGGCAUGCAAGUUACCAUGGUUCAGCGGAGUCGCACAUUUGUGCUCCCAGUUGAGUUCAUCAAAAAUCGUUACGAUGUCUUGUAUAACAACAAGAUCCUAACUGAAAUCAGCGACCGAGGCAUGAUCAGCAAUCCUGUGUCCAUAGCUCGUCGAUUUUCGGCCAAGACAUUCCAUACAAUAACACGGGCGCAACCUGAAAGACACGAAAGUCUGGAGCGCGCAGGUUUCAAGGUUGACCCCUUCAGUGACAUCCAGGACGCGAUCAACAUCCGCCUAGGUGGCCAUUAUAUCGAAGUCGGGGCUUCAGCCAAGAUCGGAAAACGAUUGAUCAAAGCGAAUUCCGGUGCCGCCGCUGUGCGAUGCACAGAGAAUGGACUAGUUUUUUCGGAUGGAACCGAGGUCAAAGCCGACGUGAUUGUCUUUGCGGCCGGCUUCAUUGGGAAUCUUCGCCACCACGUCGAGAAGAUCUUCGGUAGUGAAAUCGCAAAGAAGGUUGGGACUUGUUUCGGUAUAAAUCCUGAGUGCGAAGUUCUUAGAGCCUUCAAACCAUUGGAGCAACCUGGACUAUGGUACAUUGGUGGUGCACUUGGCCACGCUAGAUAUUAUUCUCGUUUCAUUGCCUUGUCGAUCAAAGCCGACGACAUUGGCACGCCGCUCCCGGUCUAUCACGAUUAUCAGUAUUUAGCCCAUUGA